AUGUGUAGUAAAAUACAGGUAGCGACAUUCAUUGAAAGCUCACGAUACGAUACUAAGACACGCAGCUCUGACAAGCAGCUCCGAAAACGUAUUGCUGAAGACGACUACAAUCGCUUCGAGACUGCCAUGCACGCUGCAGCCAAAUGGAAUGAACGUCAAAAAUCCGAAGAGAGCCGUUUUCAAGCAUUCGGCGAUCGUCUAGGCAGCGGAGUAGAAAUGUCCAUUCAUCAUUGGCAGGGGGGAGAGAUUAUAACGGACCCCGCUCAGCUACCCAAAUCUUUAAAGCCUAGAAGAUUAUACUAUUCACCAAUUGGGGACGGAACAGUCGCAGCGGAUGGUAUAGAACUUAGAAGACGCCCUGUUGAUUUGUCGCCUCGUGUUACCAUUACGCAGAUGACGCACUUGGACCGUGGGCAGAAAGGUCAUGAUGGCCUUUAUGUUUAUGAAAAAACAUGGAAAAGCAGUGCCUUAUGUGAGUUAGUAUAA
Molecule: messenger RNA, 486 nt
Organism: Haemonchus placei
Lineage: Eukaryota; Metazoa; Nematoda; Chromadorea; Rhabditida; Trichostrongylidae
Source: the annotation of a GenBank genome assembly